AUGGACUUGCAGCAGUCCACCUUUUGUGCCACUAUAGAACGGGAUGGUCAAGAGCCUCAGAGCGCCUGUCGGGGUCUCGGAAGUGGCCCUAACGGUUCACCCAGCGGUUUCAGAUCUGCUGUUGCUGUUGCUGAGGAGGUAGAGACUUCUACUACGUCUGCUGCUACGUCUGCUGAAGAGACUUGCACUACGUUUGCUGAUGAGACUUCAACUACGUUUGCUGAUGAAACCUCGACUACGUUUGCUGAGGAGACCUCGACCACGUUUGUUGAGGAGACCUCCACUACGUCCGCUGAAGAGUCCGCUGAUACCUCCGCUGAAACCUCUGCCGAGUCUACUGCAGACACUUCCGCCACAUGA
Messenger RNA from Yarrowia lipolytica CLIB122, 360 nucleotides. Lineage: Eukaryota; Fungi; Ascomycota; Dipodascomycetes; Dipodascales. The record is from RefSeq and is a predicted model, not a curated record.